Messenger RNA from Penicillium cosmopolitanum, 237 nucleotides. RefSeq lists its product as uncharacterized. The transcript is spliced from 2 exons. Bases 1 to 237 code for a protein of 78 amino acids. The record is from RefSeq and is a predicted model, not a curated record. Lineage: Eukaryota; Fungi; Ascomycota; Eurotiomycetes; Eurotiales; Aspergillaceae.
AUGCGUGACAAAGAGGAAGGAGGCGUGUGGCAGUCACGGGACCCCCGCAACACUGGUCGCAUCCGCAUCACCCCGGCCGAGAAGACCGAAGUGGCGGGGGCAGCGGGGGCACGCAUGCUGCGGGGUGAGUGGUGCCCGGUCAAGGUAGACAAUGCGUGCCGGACAGCGGUGCUGGACGAGCACGGCGAGCUUCGAGCAGAUAUUGUAGAGAGAUGCUGGAGAAGGAAAACUAGGUGA